Molecule: messenger RNA, 2835 nt
Organism: Coprinopsis cinerea okayama7#130
Lineage: Eukaryota; Fungi; Basidiomycota; Agaricomycetes; Agaricales; Psathyrellaceae
Product: ubiquitin C-terminal hydrolase
Exons: 6
Coding region: 1-2835 (944 amino acids)
Biological process (GO): protein deubiquitination
Cellular component (GO): cytosol; nucleus
Molecular function (GO): cysteine-type endopeptidase activity; cysteine-type deubiquitinase activity
Source: RefSeq, a predicted model, not a curated record
AUGGCCAGGUCCAAAUGGAUCUCAUUCGCCGCGCAACAUGCUCUCAACAAGGACUCCCAGAAGUCCGCGCAGCCAGACCAGCCUGCGCCUUCUCCACCACCAGCGGAGGUUAAGAAGUUUGGCCUAGAGAACGCCCUAUACUUCUGCACACCCUUUAGGGAUCUUAUGCUCCAGGCCUCCGAUUCCUCAGCACCACAAGACUGUCCGGCAAUCCCGAUCGCGUCCACAGUAAAUGGCCUCGGGAACAAGCACCAGAGUCGGCCUCGACAGCCUGAGCGGAAACAGUCGACCUCGGUUAUUCCAACAGAGUCAACGGUCGGCUCAGCAUCCCAACCGUCUGCUACGCCCAUUCCCCCUUCGCCACCGACACUCUUCUCUGCACUACGGUCCUUAUUUAUCCAUAUAGCAACCCAGCCGGGAGACAAGGGCACUGUCGCCCCGAAAGCCUUCAUCGAUAAACUCAAAGAACUGAACGACAUAUUUCGAUCCACCAUGCAUCAGGAUGCACACGAGUUUCUCAAUUAUCUGCUGAAUAGGAUUGUGGAGGAGAUGGAGGUGGAAAGGAAGCAGACGCGAGGUUCGGUACAGGGCGAAGAUCUGUCCGGAUCAAUAGCUACUCUAGGUUCCAAAGCGCCGCCAACUCUCGCAAGCUCGACUUCUGGGACCAAUGCUCGGGAUGCAACCUUGGUUCAUCGGCUGUUUGAGGGAAUUCUGACCAGUGAAACUCGUUGCCUUACUUGCGAAACGGUAUCUUCCCGAGAUGAAUCCUUCUUGGACCUGUCCAUUGAUAUCGAACAAAACUCAAGUGUUACAGCAUGUCUCCGACAAUUUAGCGCCAGUGAAAUGCUUUGCAACCGCAACAAGUUUUUCUGUGACGCGUGCUGCGACUUGCAAGAGGCAGAGAAAAGGAUGAAAAUUAAGAAACUCCCCAAUGUCCUCGCCUUACACUUGAAGCGGUUCAAGUACCAAGAAGACCUAGGCCGGUACAUCAAGCUGACAUAUCGAGUCGCGUUUCCGAUGGAUCUUCGACUAUUCAAUACUGUGGACGACAUGGAGGAUGCUGACCGCCUAUAUCAUCUCUUUGCAAUCGUUGUCCAUAUUGGCAACGGACCGCAUCACGGCCACUAUAUCUCUAUAAUCAAGAACUGUGGAACCUGGUUCGUGUUCGAUGACGAUAAUGUCUACUCAAUACCGGAAAGUGAUAUACCCAAAUACUUUGGCGAUUCCAACUCCGGUUCUGCGUAUGUUCUCUACUACCAAGCCGACGACAUCGACCUGGUCUCUCUUGGCGUGCAACUACCAGAGCCUCCAGAACCGCCGCCCACUCAGGAGCCUGCAACCGAUAUCUCCGCCGGAUUGAAACCCCCAAUAACACUCGCAACCCAUGUCGUUGGACAUCCUCCAGGGCUGGAGCCUUAUCCACCCAUUUCCGAGGAACUCGAUGCACAAGACGCCUCCACUACAUUACCUGCACAGUCCCUAAUACCCGAAAAACCUACUACCCAGCUAACGCCCGUCAAUGUCACCGUUAUUCCAGACACUGCCGACCAGUCCCCUCCGCAGCCUGCUGUUUCUUCACCAUCCACGACACGCUUCGGCAACUUCCUGAAUACACUGCGAAGAGCCCCGUCCGCUUCCCUCGCCAAGGCUAACAUCUCUGCUACCACAAGUACCAGCACAACAGACAGCAGAAGAUCUGUAUCGGAUCGCUCCCCUCGGUUGUCAGCUUCUUCCCCGUCGCUUUCUGUGGGAGAAGAUAAUCAUUCCCAAACACCACCUCCCCCUGUGCCCCCAUUACCGCCAAACAUUCUUACUACCGCACCUCCCACUCCGCAUACAAACGGGGAAGACAAAGAGAAGCCGAAGAAAGAGGGUAAAGGCUGGUUUGGCAAACGGAAAUCUUUCAAGGCGGUCAGCAAAACGCCCACCACUGACUCCCCGACGGCCGUCCUUCCACCGUCUCCUAAUCGCCGAACUACCGAAGAACGCCCACCUCCACCCACACCUUCUAAUUCAAAUUGGUUUCGUCCAUUCGGUUCUUCCCAGCGAGAUAGCCAAACCUCAGAUCAUGGGCGAUCUAGAGACACUCUUCCUGAGGGUUCACAAUCCGAGCACUUAACACCACGAAAUGGACAUGCUUCUGGGGGAGGAUUGAGUCCAUACGACGACAUCCCCUCGACACCGGCAUCGACCUCCUCUUCAUUAAAUUCCGCCCCUGUAAACAGCCCUGGCUUUUCCUCGCUGCGAGCUUCCGCCCCUCCAUCGACAUCAUCUUCCUCUGGUUCCGUUCCCAAGAAACACAACUAUCAUCAUGGCGCAGACCGGCAUUCAUCAUCCCACGACCAGCACAAACCCAAAAAUUCGCGCAGCUCCUCCCCUUCGAAUGAUAACAGACAGCGGCCCUUCCCGUCGUCCAAGAAGUCUGGUGAUUUCGACCGGUCGCUCCCUCCAUUACCCCAUACCCCACCCACAACCUACCUCAAUCCCAGUUCCUCGACCGAGAACGGCCAUUUGAUACCAUUCUAUUCUGAGCCUGAACCCAUCACGUCGAACGGGUAUCAUCACCACUAUCACCAGUACAACGUCCAUCACAAUCAUCAUCAAGAAGGAGGUCAACAUUCAGCUACAUCUCAGUCUGCCCCGCCUACAUCCUUUCCUGAAGCCCUACAUCAACGAAGCACAACUCUACCGCCCACGUCUAUCGCUUCCUCUGUCGGAGCGAAUACGAGUUCGGGAAGUAAUUCCUCGUCGACGUCUGGGAUUCGGAAAGCGACGAGAAAGCUUAGCUUGACGGCGCCGAUGCUUGGGUUUGGACGAAGUAAAGACAAGAAGUGA